Aspergillus glaucus CBS 516.65 is the source of this 966-nucleotide messenger RNA. Its product is annotated as Fcf2 domain-containing protein. The record is from RefSeq and is a predicted model, not a curated record. Gene Ontology annotation, molecular function: RNA binding. The transcript is spliced from 3 exons. Gene Ontology annotation, biological process: RNA processing. NCBI's taxonomy places the organism in Eukaryota, Fungi, Ascomycota, Eurotiomycetes, Eurotiales, Aspergillaceae. Bases 68 to 790 code for a protein of 240 amino acids. Gene Ontology annotation, cellular component: nucleolus.
GCCCCCUCCCCCUCCCUUGAGUUUCUUUUACUAUUAUUUCUUCUUCCUCUUCUUUUAUCACGUCCAUAUGGCAGAGGGAGUAUGCACGGAGCAUCAUCCUGUCCAACCUCACACUGAGGUUGAUAUAACAGAUGAUGAGAUUCAGAAGCUGCUUCAUGAAGCAGAGAGCCGGCUUCGAGCUCCUGGAUCGAAACCAACCCAGGAUUCAGAGCUCCAGAUGUCUAAUGGGAAUGAAAACAAAGAUACAUCUUCUCUAAUUCCGAAGUUAUCAGCAAAUCAUUCUUUGCAACCAUACGUACACGAAACAAAUGAAGUCGCCACGCUCGAUCCUUCUCGUAUGAGUGAUUCCCGACAAAAAGACAUGCCUAACUUCGAUCCAACCAAGACCAGGACGUUGAACACUCCAGGAAAGAAGAAGGACAAACCCACAGCGGGAGAAGAUUGGUUUAAUCUUCCAAAGACAGAAAUGACACCAGAGUUGAAGAGGGAUUUGCAGCUCCUUCGGAUGCGUUCAGUUCUAGACCCAAAAAGACACUACAAGAAAGAAGGGAAAGCGAAACCUCCAGAGUUCUCCCAAAUGGGAACAAUAGUCGAGGGACCAACCGAGUUUUUCAGUGGACGUAUCGCAAAGAAAGAUCGCAAGAGAACCUUUGUGGAAGAGGCUAUGGCUAUGGAGCGCGAAACAAGACGUUUCGAAUCCAAAUACAACGACAUACAGACCACGAAGCGAAGCGGCAAAAAAGCAUUUUACAAAGAUCUACGGUCGAAGAGGGGCCGUGAAAACAAGUGAAAAGCAAUGUCUCAGUUCGUCAAGAAAAUGCUUUGAACCCCGCAUAGCGCUAGCUAUGGCGAUUUGGAGGCUGAGCCCGAGUCGUCAUUUGUUUUGGCAGCAUACCAUCGCUCAGAGGUAAUCACCAAGCGCUAAUGUUGCUGGAAGAUAUCCUGUACGGUUUUUUGCACAAGGUC